Messenger RNA from Aspergillus tanneri, 975 nucleotides. RefSeq names its product endonuclease/exonuclease/phosphatase family protein. Gene Ontology annotation, biological process: double-strand break repair. Gene Ontology annotation, cellular component: PML body; cytoplasm. The record is from RefSeq and is a predicted model, not a curated record. Gene Ontology annotation, molecular function: 5'-tyrosyl-DNA phosphodiesterase activity; single-stranded DNA binding. The transcript is spliced from 2 exons. Bases 1 to 975 code for a protein of 324 amino acids. NCBI's taxonomy places the organism in Eukaryota, Fungi, Ascomycota, Eurotiomycetes, Eurotiales, Aspergillaceae.
AUGUCUCAACCCGCACACACAAGUACUCCCAACCCCCAGUCCUUCUAUACAUGGGUGAACCAAACCUGGCAACCUGUCUUAUUCACCCAACGGUCCCAUUCCCAUCUCCAAACCCUGCGUCUCACAACAUGGAACAUCGAUUUCCAAGCCCCCUGCAAGACCGAACGCAUGAAUGCAGCCCUGAGCUAUCUCUCAAAACUCCACGGGGACACCACCACCAACACUACUAACACCCCAAGUAUGAUCUUCCUACAGGAGAUGGUCUCUUCUGACCUGGUCUUGAUCCAAGAGAAACAGUGGAUCCGAGACCGUUUCUUCAUCACAGAUCUAUCUGACGUGAACUGGGGCGCCAGAUAUGGCACCACGACGCUAAUUGACAAGCGUCUAGACGUGCAAAGGGUAUUCCGCGUGCUGUAUUCACCAUCACGAAUGCAGCGUGAUGCUCUCUUCGUGGAUAUUAACAUCGACAUCCAACCCACCGAAAGUACAAGCAGCAAUGAGAACAGGAUCAUUAGACUAGGCAACACCCAUCUCGAGAGUCUCGUCUCUCGUCCUCCGCUUCGACCAAUGCAACUCCGUCGGGCGUCGGAGUUCAUGCACGGCCAUGAUCAUGGUCAAGUCGCGCAGUCGCAAGACUCGCUGCCAACUCCGUAUGCGGCUGUCCUUGCAGGGGACAUGAAUGCAUUUGCGUCGGAGGAUCUUACCGCCCCGGAGGAAUGUGGACUUUCCGAUGCGUUUCUCUUGUCGGACCGGAUGAAGGAGAAAUUCGGCUGUAGCCGUAUGGAUAAGGUGUUGUUCUGUGGAGGUCUGGAGGUGAAGAGUCUGGAGAGAAUCGGCGCUGAGCAGAAGAUAUGGAUCGAUUAUCCACAGGAAUCGGAUAGUGAGAGUUCCAGCGAAACAGGUGAGGAAAUGUGGGUGACGGAUCAUUUGGGAUUGCAGGUGGAAUUCAGAAUCUUGCCAUCCGUAGAGACUUAA